Messenger RNA from Ixodes scapularis (black-legged tick), 3678 nucleotides. RefSeq lists its product as uncharacterized. Lineage: Eukaryota; Metazoa; Arthropoda; Arachnida; Ixodida; Ixodidae. The coding region runs from base 46 to 558 and encodes 170 amino acids. Gene Ontology annotation, biological process: lipid transport; ganglioside catabolic process. Gene Ontology annotation, molecular function: lipid carrier activity; enzyme activator activity. The record is from RefSeq and is a predicted model, not a curated record. Gene Ontology annotation, cellular component: cytoplasmic side of plasma membrane. The transcript is spliced from 4 exons.
GUUGCAUUGUUCUGAGGGUUGUUGGUUGAGUGCGGAGCACGAAACAUGGCCUACGCAAUGCUUUUCCUGGUUGUCUGUGGCGGUCUGAGCUUCACGCCGCCCUGCAUAGCAUCGGUGCAGACUCCAACCCUUUCGUCUUGCUCUUCUGCGCAAGUCUUUUCUGUCAGCGCCGUGAGCAUCACAAAUGCCAAGGUUGGCCAAACGAUGAUCUUUGCGUACUCGGGCCAGCUGAUGACCAGUCUCGCAAACUCUCCAGAGCUACAAUUCACAAUGACAAAAAAAGCUUCAGGAGACGUAAUUCCUUGCAUUUCAGACGUUGGAUCGUGUGUGUACAAGCUAUGCGGCGGUACCACGUCGAUUGAACGACAGAUAGGGCAGCCAUGGAACAACGAGUGCCCGAUCCCAGCCUCGAGCUACUCCAGCAGCCUCAGCUUUAAAAUACCUUCUCUGGCUGCCUUUUUCAUUGGGGACGGAAAUAUGCACCUCAAGGUUGCGGCGAUAGAUGGCGGCACUGUCGUCGGAUGCAAAGAGUUUGACUUCAAAGUCGCGCUACGUUAAGAAACGGCAAAACGGAAGCUGACAUAGGAAGUCCGAUGACGUCACCAGGAGCCCCGCUUGGUGCGUCGUGGUCCGAAGCUACAAUUGGCUGAAGCGUAUUCUUCCGAUCUUUUAAUUUUUAUAGCGGGAGUUCAAGGGCUUUUUGCGUUAAACCGGCAAGCGCGACUAAGCGGGUUAUACUUAUCAGUAAUGGGGGACUAACUAUUUUCUUUUUUCUUUCUUAACGCGAGAAAGAGUUUGGUUUUUGGGAUAGAGGAUAAAAAGGAAUUGAUAGUGAUAUUUAAUGUGAAUCUUUUUAUUUACCCUAUUUUCUGGAGUAUAGCCCGCAGGCUAUACAUGUUUAAAAGAUUAAAUUUUUCUCGAUCCGGACUAUACAAGGUCGUGUUUGUUUCUUCUAGAUCGUUCACUGUAACAAGGUGUGAAAGACUUUAUGAAUAACGGAGUAUAUUAUUAUUAAUUUCUGUAUGAUCUAAGCUUCUUUGGGAAUUAAUAAAGAAGGCAUUUGUCAAGGUGUGCCUGGUAUGAGGAUUUUGACAUUCUGAUUAGGCACCCCGUGCAGACCAUACACGGGGUGCAAAUAUGCAUUGAAUGCGGACUAUCAAAGCAAAAAAGAUUAUUUUUGACCCUAAAUUUGUUUUUGCAGACUAUGCACCGGCCGCGGACUGUACUCCGGAAAGUACGGUAGGUUUCAUUAGAAACAUUUGACCUCUCUGAUAUCAAGAACUGAAGUUUUUAAGCGAUGGUGAUGGUGCAGGCUAGCUGGUGUAAAUUGAGCAUAGUUGUAAACCCGAGAUUGGGGAUGCAGAAUAGGAACACAUCAAUGCUUUCUUCGUCCGUGCCAUUCCGUGUUCGUCCUUUGUUCGUAUCCCCUGUCUCGGGUUUACAACUAUGCUCACUGAAGUCUCUGCCGCGCUUCUUGCAUCAAGUUCAUACCAUUAGGGACCACAUCAAUGCUUUUAAUAUUCUGUGUUCCACUUGUGUGAAAUAAUGCAACCAUAAUAUCAAAUAAAAAAAAAACACUUCAUCUUUUUUUUUCAGUUAUACUUUGUGUAAACGUUCUUUAAACGUUUAUAGACCGACACGCGGGCUUGACGUCACGGAGCUGCGGCGGCGCUGCUAUCGCGCCGGACUCCGGGUGGUGUGGACAAAAUGGCGCACGUUUUGCGUGGGCGUUAUAGCAUUUCAGCAAUCUGCAGCCGUUGUACAAAAAAAGUAGCGGGGUGAAUUUCCACAAGUUUCCGAAGGACUCUGAAAGGCGCAGAAGGUGGAUAAUAUCCGUGGAUCGAAAAUAAUGGUCGCCUCGCGCGGACGACCGUUCGUGCGGCAAGCACUUUCUUAAAGGCAAAUGUGGCUUCGGUUUCAAUCUCUUCUCUGAGGCUAGCUUAUGUGUAGGAAAACCGUCGUCUGAUUGAGACCACCCGGAUUUUGUUCCCAAGGUGUUCGAGCACAAAGCACCGGCCCAGCGCUCGUCGUUGGCUCGCUUCGCCCGCGCUAUCAGGCGGAAGAUCGGCGACAGAACGUCAGUGUUCUAGGCAUUACUGAAAAAAAGUAACGAGAUACAUUACUCGUUACUUGCUAAUAAAAGGAACGCGCUACCGUUAACGAUAAGAAGUAACGCGUGUUACUUUUGCGUUACUUUUUUAAAAUUAUGAUUUAACUCGUCUUACAGUUUUGACGUACAGGUACGCAUAAAAUCAUAUUUUGAGAAACAUUAUGUUCAUGCAGAAACUGACCAUAAUUACUUCAUCUCUUUUUACGGUUUCACCUAAAUACUCACGUGAAAAAAUGCAAAGAAAAGCGCAGAAAACCCAGAAAUUCACAUGGUUUGGCGCCUAAAAACACGGAAAAAAUUGAAGUGUAAUCCUUUAAGACUUGGGAGAAGAAGCAACGAGUAACGUACCUAAGUUACCCGUUGCUUGAAAUAGUAAUGUAAAUACGUUACCUUUCACUGUUUUGAAAAAGUAACGAGCGCGUUACUACGUUACUGAAAAAAGUAACGCGUUACCGGUAACGUCGUUAGUUGUAACGUGUUACCGCCAAGACUGCAGGACAGACAAAGUGUUACCGCUUGUCAUGCCUUGUGGUCAGGAGGGUAGGAAAAAUAUCAUACUUUUACUCGAAGACGCUGUGCGUAUUUAAUCAAUUAAUAAAUACACUUCAGCAGACCCGAAGUCUGCUGAUCCCGCUCGGCUCGAAGUAAUCGUAGGCCUCGAGAGACCUGUACGCCUGCACCGUGUCGGCCGUCAACUGGCUUGGCGAAAAAACUAAAUAAACGACGACAUGAGCCGUCGACGUCGGUGGCAGCAACUUCACGUCGGAACUGCACCAGGCCUUGUGUACGUCGUACGGAUCGUCGAAGGCAACGCCGUCCACGCGCUCUUUGUCUCCAUACCGCUGCCCUUCAGGCUCGGGUAGCGAGAUGAAUUAGUCGGCCAUUAGAUGAGACAUACGUUGACAAGAAAUAGAACGCACAAAUAAAGCUAAAAGCGUCUCUACAACGUCAACAACGAGCGCACGCCAUAGAACGCAAUAGUGAAAACAUGGAGAGCCUGGCCGCUUUUGCCCACAUAGCUGCUGCACAUGCGCGGCCUUCCGGCCGUGUUGGUAAACAAAACCGCGCCGCGUGUCGGUCUAUACGAAGCUGGAAGCUAGCUUGAAGAACAUCUCAAAUCCUGCGCUUGUGUUUUUUUUGUUUUUUUUCUCGCUUUAUUGUCCGAUUUGACGUGCUAAUGAUAUACAGGAAUAAAACACGCCACUCAAAGGAACAAAAUAUGACAAACACACUAAUGAAUUCGUAACUACACACUGGAGUGUAAACAUUUUGUACAGUUGAAAGCGUUUACAUUAGUGGAAGCCACUCGGGCACCGCACUUUGUGCCUUGUACGUUUAGAGGAACUCUCUUGGAAACGCGCCAAAACUUCGCGCAGGUUAAUGUGGGCGUGACGAACGCCGUGGGCACGAAUUUAAAGUUUUUUUAUUUCAAACUUUUUACUCGCGAAAGUUAGUUAAAUGAUAUGUUUCCACACUUAGUGCGGGUUUCUGAGCCACCUCUAUAAAACAUCUUAGCUCGAUACGUUCAGGAAGCGAUUUAGGGGGUCCCUUCAAAGAGCCAUCGACCG